This is a messenger RNA of Phyllostomus hastatus (greater spear-nosed bat), 585 nucleotides long. Its product is annotated as olfactory receptor 7D4-like. NCBI's taxonomy places the organism in Eukaryota, Metazoa, Chordata, Mammalia, Chiroptera, Phyllostomidae. The transcript is spliced from 2 exons. The record is from RefSeq and is a predicted model, not a curated record. Gene Ontology annotation, molecular function: olfactory receptor activity; G protein-coupled receptor activity. Gene Ontology annotation, biological process: G protein-coupled receptor signaling pathway. Gene Ontology annotation, cellular component: membrane. Bases 1 to 585 code for a protein of 194 amino acids.
AUGUACCUGAUCACUGUGUUGGGAAACCUGCUCAUCAUUCUGGCUGUCAGCUCAGACUCCCACCUUCACACACCCAUGUACUUCUUCCUCUCCAACCUGUCCUUGACUGACAUCUGUUUCACCUCCACCACCAUCCCAAACAUGCUGGUGAACAUCCAGACACAGAGCAAAGCCAUCACCUAUCCAGGCUGCAUCACUCAGAUGUAUUUUUUCCUCCUCUUUGCAGGGCUGGAUGACUUCAUCCUUACUGUCAUGGCCUAUGACAGGUAUGUGGCCAUCUGUCACCCCCUGCACUACACAGUCAUCAUGAACCCCCGGCUCUGUGGACUGCUGGUCCUGGUGUCCUGGGUUACGAUUGUCUCCUUAUUUUAUGGUACCAGCCUAGGCGUGUAUCUCAGCUCUGCUGGUUCCCACCACUCCCAGUCAAGUGCAACAGCCUCAGUGUUGUACACUGUGGUCACACCCAUGCUGAACCCCUUCAUCUACAGUCUCAGGAACAGAGACAUAAAGAGGGCUCUGAGAAGAUUAGUUGGAGUGGCAACUAUGAAAGGACCAAUUGUCCUUGGGCUAAGGAAGUGCUUGUGA